AUGAUAUUCUCCUUUGGCCGCAGCAGCUCCUCUUCGGAGAAGAAGGAGAAGAAGGAUAAGGAUAAGGAGGGCAAGUCGGGCAGGGCAAAGCUCUUCACUGGCUCCAGUAGUUCGCAGUCUAAGGAGAAGGACGCCGCGGCAGCUGCCGCCGCCGCCAAGAAAAAGUCUAAAGAGAAGGAGAGGGAUAAAGAGAAAGAUAAGGAUAAGGACACGCCAAAGCUGUCGACGAACAGUCUGAUCACCACGGCGAGCGGCACCGCCGUUGAGCCCGACCUGUACUCUGGUUGGGUGUACGAGUUUAUCGGCGAGUACGAGGAGCGGGAGAAGAAUGGCUUCCUCUCGCAGCUAGUCCACGUUGUGCUGCGCGGUACUCGGCUCACCAUCUACACGCCUGCAACUGAGUUGAAUGAGAAGAAGUUGAAGGCACUCUUGGCGGCGGAAAACAGUAGUGGCGGUGGCAGUGGGAGCAGUAGUAGCGGCAGUGGCAGCAGCAGCAGCAAGGCCCAGCCAGGCGUCACCUUUGCCAGCCAGCGAGUCAUCGAGUUCAGUCGGCAGAGUCGUAAGCCACGUGUCAGUUUGCUGCUGACGAAGAAUGUGCGCAAUCAGCGAAAGUACGUCUGGAGCAAGAAGUACCCCGUCUGUUUGGAGUUUGUCGAUGAUCGGGCCACCAGUGGCGGCGGCUACAUUGUCGUGGGAAAGAGCAACGACGAGGCAGCACCACCACUGCGCGGAGGCUCUUCCUCCUCCUCCAAUGAGUCCUCGUCGAGUCUGGUGGACGCGGUGACCAUGCCACUGCAGACAACCACCCCAUUCUCCACCACCUCCUCCUCCGCCUCUCCGGUGCCGCUGAAGCUGGUCCUUUUUGCGCGAAGCUGUCGCGAGAAGGAAGAGUGGUUUUGGGCUAUGAAGAUGGCGGUGGACAUGGCUUCGAAGGGCGGCAGCACUGACGUCUCGCCAAAGAGCUCCAAUCUGAACAUUGCAGACUCGACAACGCAGCUGCUGACGACGACCACCACCACGACUAUAACCAGCACAACCAGCGAGCAGACGGAGGACUUCAGCAGCGGCAGUGCCCAGCAGUACCUUCGCAUUCUCACGCGGCGCCUCAACUACAGCGCCUUCAUGCGCGCCAAUGUGCUGAGCGGAGAGGGCGGCGGUGGUGGCCUGGGCGCUUCCGGCAUGCACCAGAAUCCGCUCACCUGGUUCAACGUCCUCCUCAACCGCCUUUCCUUUGACAUUCUCAACAAACCCAACUGGAGUGCCUACAUUGCAAAGAAGUUGCAGCGAAAGCUGCGCAAGCUCCGUUUGCCCUACUUUAUGGAGUCGCUCACCAUCACCGAGAUUGACAUAGGCACGACUCUGCCCAAAUUCAACUCAGUGCCCACUCCUCCCGUGGUCGACGAUGCCGGCUUGUGGAUCGACUUUGAUGUCAGCUACUCAGGCGGCUUCACCAUGACGCUGGAAACGAAGCUCAACUUGAUGAAGCUGAAGAAAGCCGAAUCGACGGCUGCCGUCGAAUCGAUAUCACUGUCGACGUUAAGUGCCGCCGAAUCUGGCAGGCACUCCAGCGGAGUGAACACGCCCACCGGUCUGGAAUCACCCCUAGUCUCGCCCACUGCAGCUAAUCUGCCCAAGCAGAUGAAGCACUGGUGCGGCUACAAGUUUCGCACCUCUACGGUCUCCUCGGUGGCCAGCAAUGCCAGCAACAGCGGGGCAGCGGCGGGGGCAGGGACUGGAGCAAGCGGCGCCAACGAUGAGACCGCCGCCUCGGUGGACAGCGACUCUGACCUGGACUCCAUUGGAACGAGCUCAGAGGACGAGGAGCCGGAGACGGCGCCCGCUGACCCUGAUGACGCCGACACUGAUGAGAAGCAGCGGAAGUUGAUUCGCUUCGUCAACAAGAUCGCCUCCAGUCAGUACUUUCAGAAGGCGACGCAGAUUAACUUCUUCAAGAAGGCCAUUGAGGGCGUCUCUAAGAUGUCCAUCAUGCUGACGGUGCAGAUCAACUCGCUCAGUGGCAUUUUAGCUAUCAACAUUCCCGAGUCACCCUCUGACCGCCUGUGGUACGGCUUUCGCAAUGACCCGACCUUUCAGAUCACCGCUCGGCCCAAGGUGGGCGACCAUGAUCUGAAUCUGCACUACGUGACCAACUUUAUCGAGAAGAAGCUCCGUGCAGAGUUCUUCAACUAUUUUGUCAUUCCGCACAUGGACGACUUUUAUAUUCCGGCACUGAAUGCCAACAUUGAGCAGUACGUCUCAGUGGUGCCCUAG
This is a messenger RNA of Rhagoletis zephyria (snowberry fruit fly), 2271 nucleotides long. The record is from RefSeq and is a predicted model, not a curated record. NCBI's taxonomy places the organism in Eukaryota, Metazoa, Arthropoda, Insecta, Diptera, Tephritidae.